CGCUCUGACUGAGACAAACUUAAAAAUGCAUUGUAUAAUGGCAAUAAUAGUUUCAAGUUUGAUAAUCAAAGUAAUUUCAAGUGAAACGACUAAGGACCCGGCCAGUUCUAAAGAUGUUCAACCUCCAGCAGGAUCGGCAAAAGACGUUUCUAAAUUAGACUCUGUUGGGUCCAAUCCAAUUUUAAAUUCGCUGUGGGUUUAUCAACCGGAAGCACAUCAAUCUCACGUACCUGGUGACGCUGGGACAAGGCGAGUAGUAAUGAAACCAGCUCAUUCUUUGACGAGAUUGGCUAAAACAUUGACACUGGGAUUUGAUCCCUAUUUCAGUAAGGGAUAUUUUGAACCCUUUGAAAGAAGGCCGAAACCAGUUACACUUGUCGCCUUCCGAAAAAAUGGCUUGUUACCUAGAACGAAAACUAAUACGGGAGACGGCAAGUCGGGAGAAGUAGCUGAACUUCAGUCGCCAUUCAACGAUAUCAGCAACUUUUGGGUGGACGAUUAAUAAAUGACCUCGAA
Ostrinia furnacalis (Asian corn borer) is the source of this 516-nucleotide messenger RNA. RefSeq lists its product as uncharacterized. Bases 26 to 502 code for a protein of 158 amino acids. The transcript has 5 exons. The record is from RefSeq and is a predicted model, not a curated record. Lineage: Eukaryota; Metazoa; Arthropoda; Insecta; Lepidoptera; Crambidae.